Monascus purpureus is the source of this 2066-nucleotide messenger RNA. Lineage: Eukaryota; Fungi; Ascomycota; Eurotiomycetes; Eurotiales; Aspergillaceae. The record is from the annotation of a GenBank genome assembly.
AUUGCCUUGAUGGUGAUGGACGACUGCGCAUAGACUGAACCAGAUCAUUUGUUUGAAUAAUCUUUGCAAGUCUUUGAUUCUGUGUCGGUUGUUUCCCAGAUCCAGGUUCAGACAAAAAAGCAUCACAUCUCAUCUGCGACGGCAUAGUCGAUUGACAUCUUCAGUUCUUCGACCCUCUCGUGCAUUAUCUAUUCUUCUUCUGCGAUUUUUUCUGUUUAUUUGUGCAAGGUACUCCACAGCAACGUGGCCGGCAUGCGAUAUCCGCUGUCAUCGCACUUCGCUCCCUCAAAACUCCUGUUCUACUGCCUCUUCUGGGGCCUUCAUAUUCUCCUCUUCGCCCUUGGAUGGUAUUUCCAAGCUAGCGAUGCCGAGCUGGCUGCCUUGAAUGAGCACCUCUCCUUCUCCGUCUGGAUCUCCAGGGGUUCCGCUCUCACCCUCACCGUGGACGCGUUCCUCAUCCUCCUGCCCAUGUGCAGGAACGUGCUAAGAUUUGUCAGGCCCAGGGCUAAAUGGCUCCCGCUUGAUGAAGCCGUCUGGUUUCACCGUCAAGUGGCGUAUGCCAUGCUGCUUUUCAGCAUUAUUCACACCGCUGGUCAUUAUGUCAAUUUCUACAACGUCGAGAGGGAAAAGAUCCGGCCAGGAAGGGCAGUCCAGAUUCACUAUACCCAGGCAGGGGGAAUCACCGGUCACAUCAUGCUUCUCUGCAUGCUACUAAUGUAUACGACUUCUCAUCACCGCAUCCGUCAACAGUCCUUCGAGGCGUUCUGGUACACGCAUCAUCUCUUUAUUCCAUUCUUCCUAAGCUUAUACACACACGCCACUGGGUGCUUCGUGCGGGAUUCAACACAACCGGUAUCGCCCCUUGCCGGAAAGGCCUUCUGGAACCACUGUCAUGGGUGGGAGGGCUGGAGGUGGGAGCUCAUUUCUGGCGGUCUCUACCUCUUCGAAAGACUGUAUCGUGAAAUCCGAGCUAGGCGUGAGACGGAGAUUAUCAAAGUCAUCCGCCAUCCACAUGACGCGAUGGAGAUCCAGUUUCUCAAACCAAGCAUGAAAUAUAAACCGGGCCAGUGGCUCUUUAUCCAAGUCCCCGAAGUCUCCAGUACCCAAUGGCACCCCUUCACAAUCACUUCCUGCCCCUUUGACCCGUACAUCAGCAUCCAUGUGAAACAGAUUGGCGACUUCACUCGUGCCCUCGGUAAUGCGCUAGGUUGCGGUCCUGCGCAGGCGAAAGACCUUGAUGGCCUCGACCCCAUGGGAAUGUACGAGAUCGCCCUCCAAAACGGGCAGACAAUGCCCAAAAUCCGCAUCGACGGCCCCUACGGCGCACCAGCCGAAGACGUCUUCGGCAAUGAGAUCGCCGUCCUCAUCGGCACCGGAAUCGGCAUCACCCCCUGGGCCUCGAUCUUGAAGAAUAUCUGGCACCUGCGCCGCAGACCCGACCGGCCCCAGCGCCUCCGCAGAGUCGAAUUCAUCUGGGUCUGCAGAAACACGAAAAACUUCGAAUGGUUCCACGACCUCCUUUCCUCGCUGGAAGCCCAGUCGGCCUCCGACGCCUUGUUCCAGGAUGGUGUCGAAUUCCUGCGCAUCCACAUGUACCUCACGCAACACAUGGACCAAGACAUGGCAGCGAACAUCUACCUCAAUACCGUGGGGCAGGAUCUCGAUCCGCUCACGGAGCUGAAGAGUAGAACCAAUUUCGGUCGUCCGAACUGGACGCGUCUCUUUACCAAUAUGCGGAAUGGACUCCUUGAUCAGUCUUACAUGCCUGAAGCCGGUCUGGAGAGAGUCGCGACCAAGGAGGUAGGCGUCUACUUCUGUGGUCCGAAUGCUGUGGCUAGACAGAUCCGGGAUGCGGCUAAGGGCGCUUCGACUGACAACGUCAAGUUUAAAUUCUGGAAAGAGCAUUUUUAGCUGUUUGGACGCGGGCAUUGUACGUAUGUAUACCGGCCGUUUAUACUGGAGUAUAUGUAUAUAUGGACAGGUGUCGGUUACUUUUCAUUAAUGGCUUUCUUCCUUCACAUUAUCAUUCAGUUUUCUUUUUUCUGCUACAAGACACAAUUCUAUUC